AAAAAAAUCCCGAGUAACAGAGAAAUUGAGCUUGAAGCUGAGACAAGCCAUGUCUUCAACUCCCACAUCUCACCUCACCCUCUCCCAGAAGCAUAAUUAUUAAUAUAUUACCCAAUUUUUUAUUCGCAGUUUUUCUUAAAGUUUUCCAUCUUCUCCUUCCAAUAAUCCAAAUUUUUUUCCCCACUUUCCCCAAAAUUCCUUCGCGUAUCUCAAUUCCAAUUCUCAUUUCGGGUAUCAAUUUUCUCACCUUUUUUUCCCCAAUCCUGUGUAAGCAAACCACGUUGAUUUCUGUUUUUUCUUUUCUCUCUUUCUGGGUAUAUAUUCUCUUGUUCAAAGAAUCGUUCUUCUUGGGUUUAUCCUUUUUUUUUUUCGGCUGAGAGAUGAUGAAUCCGGGUCACGGGAGAGGACCCGGAUCGAGUGGUGGGUCGAGCUCCGGGAAAAUUGCGGCCGAAGUUGUCUCCGACCAGUUUCCGGCGGGUCUCAGAGUUCUUGUCGUCGACGAUGACCCAACUUGUCUCAUGAUCUUGGAGAGGAUGCUCAGGAAUUGUCUCUACGAGGUAACGAAAUGCAACAGAGCAGAGAUUGCAUUGUCACUGCUGAGGCAGAACAAGAAUGGAUUCGAUAUCGUCAUCAGCGAUGUUCAUAUGCCGGACAUGGAUGGCUUCAAGCUCCUCGAGCACGUCGGUCUCGAGAUGGACUUACCCGUUAUCAUGAUGUCUGCUGACGAUUCGAAGAACGUUGUCCUGAAGGGAGUAACUCACGGUGCGGUGGAUUACCUGAUCAAGCCGGUACGUAUCGAGGCACUGAAGAAUAUAUGGCAGCAUGUUGUGAGGAAGAGGAGGUACGAGUUGAACCUUCCGGAACAUUCUGGAAGCAUCGAAGAGACAGGAGACAGGCCACAACAGCAGCAGAUGCCUGUCACUGGAGGAGAGGACACCGACAAUAACUCGUCUUCUGUCAGAGAAGGAAGCUGGAGGAACUCACGAAAGCGUAAGGACGAAGAGGCAGAGGAACAAUGCGAGGAUAAGGAUGAUACGUCCUCUCUAAAGAAGCCUCGUGUCGUCUGGUCAGUUGAAUUACACCAGCAGUUCGUUGCUGCGGUGAAUCAGCUCGGAGUUGACAAAGCGGUUCCUAAAAAGAUCUUGGAGCUGAUGAACGUACCCGGGCUAACUCGAGAAAAUGUAGCCAGUCAUCUCCAGAAGUAUCGGAUAUAUCUCAGAAGGCUCGGAGGGGUAUCGCAGCAUCAAGGAAAUCUGAACAACUCGUUUAUGACUGCUCAGGAUGCGGGCUUUGGUCCACUGUCUACGUUGAAUGGGUUUGAUCUUCAAGCUCUAGCUGUUGCAGGUCAGCUCCCUGCUCAGAGUCUUGCUCAGCUCCAAGCUGCUGGACUUGCACGGCCUGCUGUUGUCUCUAAGCCCGGGAUUUCGGUCUCUCCCCUUGUUGAUCAGAGGAACAUCUUCAAUUUCGAGAACGCUAAAAUGAGAUUCGGAGAUGGGCACCGCCAUCCGCAACCGCAACCGCAACCGCAAUCACUGGUGAAUAAGCAGAUGAACUUGCUUCACGGCGUUCCGACGGGUAUGGAGCCCAAACAACUUGUGGGUUUGCAGUCUAUGGGCGGACGGGUGAGUGUUCAGCAGAUCGCUGCCUUGCGUUCGGGACAAAACGUUCAGACCAGCACGAUGCUGAUGCCCACAACGGGCCAACAGCCACGAGGGCCCCCAAUGCUGCCAUCGUCUUCUUCCCUCGGGAAUCAGCAAAUGAUGCCAAACAGCGUUUCCGGGAGAAGCAGUCUCUCUGAAACGGGUUCCAGGAGGAACAGCAUGGGCGUCCCUGAGAGCAGCCAGGGUUUACCCUCAGCUUACAACAUCAUGACACAACAUACGGGAACCUCGGGUUUCGGAAACUUCCCGCCCGAACUCACUGGAAACAGAUUCCCGCUCGCCAGCACUCCUGGAAUAACCAUUCCAGUGUCGAGAACCGCAUCUUACCAGGAAGAGGUGAACAGCUCUGACACGAGAGGGACGUCAGCCGCCACGACCACGACCACAGCCACGGGGUUCAACCCGAGCUACGACCUGUUCAGCGAACUUCAGCAGAACAGCAAACAGGGUGAUUGGGAUCUGCGGAACAUCGGAAUGGCUUUUGACACACAUCAGGAGGCAGUGUUCACGCCCUUUUCCGUUUCAUCGGAAGGGUAUUCUUCGACUUCGAUGCAGAGAAACGGGCAGAACGCAAAUGCGGCGGCGGCGGCGGCUGGGAUGGAAGGGAGGGGGGCCGGGUUCAUGCCGGGAGAAGGGAAGGAUAGCGGUCGGAAUCAGGGACAGAAUAAUAUGAACCAGGUUUAUGGGGACAGUGGAUCGGUGAGGGUGAAGUCGGAGAUGUUCCAAGAUCAGUAUAACCAGGAAGAUCUCAUGAGCGCUCUCCUCAAACAGGAAGGCAUUGCAGCGGCGGCGGAUAACGAAUUCGACUUCGAUGGCUAUUCGAUCGAUAACAUUCCCGUGUGACUGGCGAUGAUCGCUCUGUAAUAUUCUUUCUUCCUUUGAAUGGUUGGAUAGAAGAUUUUAUUUAAAGAUAGCUCCAGGUAUUAGAACGGUUUUGUAUUAUUAUUAUUAUUAUUGUUAGAUAAUGAUGAUGAUGAUGAUGAUGAUGAUGAUGAUGAACUGCUGAAGAGCUCAACGUCGUAUAUAUGAUCUGCAUGAGAAUCUGCAUGCAGAGAUUAUCGGAGAAAGAAAGAAAAGGGUGUCAGGAGUUACGUGAAAUCUGCAGAUAUUAUUAUUAUUAUUUUUUUCAUGGGGACCUUUAGGGUUUUGAUCUUCUAACAGCUGUUUUUUUUUAAUAAUUACGAGAUUUGUGUAAAUACUUUUGCUAUUUGUAUUUUCUUGUUAUGUUUAUUACUCGAAAGUCUUCUAAAACUCAAAAGCCCUGAGGUUCUUAUUUCGACUUGGGGAUUUUAUUGUUCGGUU
Molecule: messenger RNA, 2963 nt
Organism: Tarenaya hassleriana
Lineage: Eukaryota; Viridiplantae; Streptophyta; Magnoliopsida; Brassicales; Cleomaceae
Product: two-component response regulator ARR1
Exons: 6
Coding region: 381-2504 (707 amino acids)
Biological process (GO): cytokinin-activated signaling pathway; phosphorelay signal transduction system
Molecular function (GO): DNA-binding transcription factor activity; DNA binding
Source: RefSeq, a predicted model, not a curated record